CCUUCUAUUGAAGAGUUUCCUGUCACAGUUUAGCAACCUUUCCAAUGCUCGACAUGUUUAUAACCAAACUUUGUGCUUCACGUGGUUCGUUAUCAAGUAUAGGCAGCUGUGUUUGGCCUUUGUUCACCCGUUCAAAUCGGCACGGCCAGGCUAAGCUGCUCCACACUCAGAUUCCUCAGCUUAACUCUAACAGAGCGUCAGUUGCAUGCUGUGGUCGGCAGAGAUACGAGAGGAUGUAUCCUGUGAUGUUAGUCCGUCCUGAUGGGUCAACAGUCAGCAUCAGAUACAAAGAACCCAGACGCAUCAUAAUGAUGCCGGUAAAUCUGUCUACUCUGUCAGAAGAGGAACGUCGAGUACGGCUGAAGAAAAGAGAAGUGAAGAAGCCUCAAAAACAAACAGGAGUCCAGUAUGAAGAUGAUUUCAAAGUGGACAAAUAUAGCCACUUGUGGAAGAAGAAAUAAGAGUUUUAUAUGCAAAUGCAAAGCAUACUCUUACAGUAUCCAUAAAAAAUAAGUUAUGUGUCUGUGUUUUGUUUUUUGUUUAUUCUUAAGUGAUACUGCAAAAUGUCAGGGAUCACCAACUGAAUUGCGAUUGAAUUGUACUUGGGUAAUGUCCACACCAGUUCAGUUUUUAAUCCCCCUUGAAACAGAGACUUCUGGAAAUACUGCUGAACUUGACAGUAUUUUAGUCUGUAAGGCAGAAACAGACAUUUCAAAACAGCAGACAUUGAUUGGCUUCUUGGAUCUUAGUGAGUCCUUUCAUGAUUUGGCAUACCCAUCACAUAAAAGAAAAUGGCCUUGACUAUGGCUACUGAUGAAUUUUAUAUAUUAGUUGCUGAGCAUGCUAGGGGCAUUUUUGCAGUGAAAGGUAGAAUUUUGUUAUGCUACUACUGCAUGAAAGAAGCAUAGAAGGUAUGUGUCCGUGUAUGUUUUCAGUCAUGUUGCUAUGAACAGUAAAAAAAUAUAUCUUGUUGUUUUAUGUUGCUGUUUCCUUGUUUAUUUUCAAUAAAGUAAAUUGAAAAGUUA
This is a messenger RNA of Maylandia zebra (zebra mbuna), 1025 nucleotides long. The record is from RefSeq and is a predicted model, not a curated record. NCBI's taxonomy places the organism in Eukaryota, Metazoa, Chordata, Actinopteri, Cichliformes, Cichlidae.